AUGGAUCCAGCUUGCUGCGGGUGCAUCUGCGAGGCCGAGAAUGCAGAGGCUCUGCCAGUCAAUCGCAAACAUACUUGGCCGCAGUGCAUAUUCAUCGCGACGUCAAUCUCGCUGUGCAUCACCGUGGACAUUCUCCAGUACAGCAUGCCCCUGGCGUUCCUCCCAUCCGUGCUGGAGGACAGGGGCCACGGCACGUUCGAGAUCGCAACGGCCAUCGGCGUGUACUACUGGACGGGGUUCCUGGGCUGCACCCUGAUUACCGCGUACCAAAUAUUCUUGCUGCUGAAAGGUGAAGGCCACGAGACCAUGACCAGCCUCGUGAGCGCUCGGCGGUGGCUCGUGUACCUGAUGAUUGGGCUCGGCUUCGGCACCGUGACGCUCGCUUUCCAGGCCAUGAGCCCGCGCCUGAUGAUGCACACGUCUUGCCGCUUCGUUCAGGGGUUUGCCGGCUCGUUCAUUUUCUUCUACUCCUUCCUGUUGAACGUCGAGGUUUUCGAGGGCACCCAGCAGAUCUUCUCCAUGACCAUGGCGUCCAUCGCUCUGAACAUCGCGGAGGUUCUGGGUUCGUCAAUGGGCGCGUGGGUCUUCCAUCACUUCGGCCAGCGUUCUGUAUUUUCGUUUCUCGCCGUGGCCUCGUUGCUAAACCAGAUUCUCCUACUCGUCGUCACGCUCAGCCUGACUGCGGCUGAGCGCUCUCCCGACGAACAUUCGUACAUUACCACUCCACGGACGCCCUUCCAGUCGCAGACCAGUUGGAGAAGGUUGACGCUCUUGCUCACCAGCAGGCGAAUGGGACUGGCGGUCAUCCUGAUCACGACGUCGGCCGUCGUGAAGGGGUCAGUCGAGGAGAUCCUGCCGUUCCACGCAGACCAUCGCUGGAACUUUGAUCCAAUGAUGAUUGGCCAGCUCUUUCUAAUCAUCGCGCUUGCCUACAUUGUAUCCGCAGCCCUGGUCGGGCGAGCAUGGGUAGCCAUGCACGACUGCCGGAUCGUCUUCAGCGCAUUCUGGCUCACCGCGCUGGGCAUCUCGGCCUAUUGCGUGCUG
Molecule: messenger RNA, 1044 nt
Organism: Prorocentrum cordatum
Lineage: Eukaryota; Dinophyceae; Prorocentrales; Prorocentraceae
Source: the annotation of a GenBank genome assembly